CUCGUCACUUUGACCGAAUUUUCAUGUGACAAGACAAAGAUCAAAGAAUUAGAAAGGAAAAAGUCGAAAUUUUCAUUUACGAGGAAAGAGAAAUUCGAGACUUUUUUUUUUCGGUCCUUUCCCUUCUGGCUUGAGAUUUCGGGCUGUGCGAUGAAGUGAACGCCUCUGAAAUCUGACAUCCUUUCUGAACUUCCUGUCUUUCAUCUUCAACUGCGACCUCUCUACUCUCUCUCUUCUCUCCCGCAUACUCUUCUUCUCCAUCUCGAUAUAGCUCUUAUAACAUUCGGUAAUCCUGUGAACGUGACGACGAUUCGACAUUUCGGCUAGACGGGAAAAGGCCGGUUUGUGUAUUCCCCCAAUUCUCUCAAUCCCCAACACGUCUCACUCGAACAUUUUGAUUACAUACGCAUUCCAUCGAAAUUUCACAAGGUCACACCUAAUCUUUGUCUCAUUCUCUUCAUCGUCUCUCAUCUUCACUUUUCAGGAGUGAAGGGGUUUGAGAGAUGAGCGGUGAACUCGACGAUAUUCGCAAACCUUCUGCAAAUGAUGUUCACCCAGUACAGACAACGCCUCAGAUGAUACCCAACAAUGAACCACAUAAAGACUUUCCCCUUCCUUCCCUCUUUGAACCAUGCCAACAUGGUCAUGGUGACGAUGAACAUCAACAUGCUAUCGACUUACUUCAGUUCGCCUCUGCGAAGCCACCAAACCCACCCAGACACUCAGCGCCCGCUGUUGUACCCUCUUCAAUGCCGAACGGUCAUCCCGCUUCGUCCCUUACGGCCUCGCGGCCUCCUCAAGCCAAUGGCCUGGGUAUCAACGGGGUCGGACCUCCAGGCAAAGCGAGAAGGAUGAGUUCUUCCACUCAAGGAGCUCUGGCAAGGGGAAAGUUGGGUUUGACGGGAGAAUUGUCCAAUGGGAAGGAUAUUCGUCCUCCUGGUGCUACCCUCGUAUCUCCCGCAACUGCCUCUUCGACACGUAUUGGCGCUCGAGUCGGUACAUCACCCACUCCUCAACUCUUCGACUUCUCCAAGACUGAUCGUAAUCGUGUCGGUUCGGGCGGACGUACAGUCUCAGCCUCAGCUGUACCGGCUUCGUUACCUGUUCGCGGUCCUCUAGCACGUCACGUCCAAAGCCCACCGUUAGACGAUAUGGAAUUUGACAUGGAAUUCGAGGACGAUGAUGACGGUGAAGUAGAAGGGGGCAGCGGGAGGAGUGGGAGUGCCGAGAUGGAAGAUGCGGACGUGGAUAUGGGGGACUUGCAAAGCCUGGCGCUGGGCACUGGUAGCGGCGGAAUUAAGGGUAGACGGAAAGGUCACAUUUACAAGUGUCUCGACUGUGGAAAGCAAUAUAGACACCCCAUUUGUCUCACCAAACAUCGAUGGGAACAUACGCCGUUUUGGAAAGAACCCAAUCAGCUUAGCAUGAGCAAACAUCAACAGGUUCAAGCCCUUGAGGGAGCUGCUAUUCUACUUCAUAUGAACCCUGCUCUUGCAGCAGGACGAUCCCUUCCUGUCGACAAGUCCCUCUGGCCCGCCAUCUUAUCACCUGCAGGUGAAAACGUCCCUCUACCAGGUCGUCGUGCUUCUCGCGAUGCCUCCAUCUCUGCCCGAUCUCCCCCUUCUUCCGUCCUCCUCCCUCUCACACCUUCAUCCCUCCGAGAACCUUCCUCCUUCGGGGGAUUAUCAAACAAAGACAGAAAAUCCUCUCCUUCGUCAGAUACGACCACAUCCAGUAUGGGAGCUUCUGAACCAAUUGUCCCCCGUCCUAAUCCUGCUCAAUCAGACGUACUCAAUUCAAGCAUACGAACAAUCCCUGUAGGGAUCAAACCUCGUUCAACAUCUAUCGUCAGUGGAAUGGGAUUAACAGGUAUCAGUCCACAUUCUCAAUCAGUAGGAUCAUUACCAAACGCAAUGGCUGGUUUACAUUUCCGUCCAUAUCCUACUCCCUCGUCAGGAAUGGGUUAUAGUCCUGUGCCUGAUAGAGGAAUACCAAUGUCUUUAGGUGCUAGGGCGGGGUUAAUAGGAGGUGGAAUGUUUUCAGUUAGAGAAGGACAUAAGUUGUCUAGUGUGAGAAGUGGAGUGAGAGGAACGGGAGAUGAAAAGGAAGACGAAGGAGUUGAUUAUGGUAUGGCGGGGGAUAUGGAGUUAUGAGAGAAAGUUUUCUUCCUUUUGUUUUUCUCUUGGUGGCAUUGGAGUGGGAUUUGGUUCUUGAUACUUUUUCAAGGUAUUUUAUACUAUGUCGACCCAACGGUUUUUUUGUCCACGAAGAGGUACAAUGGUGGAUGAUACAAAGGUAUUGAUGAGGAAUGAAUAGGAAUGUCCAAGAAGAGAGCAAGAGAAGGGAAUGCCAGAAGGAAUGAGAUACGAGCUAGGAAGGGAAAUGUCAGAGGAAAGAUUAGUUUGUACGGUGUAAGUGAGGAAGCAUGCUACGAAU
This is a messenger RNA of Tremella mesenterica DSM 1558, 2436 nucleotides long. RefSeq lists its product as uncharacterized. NCBI's taxonomy places the organism in Eukaryota, Fungi, Basidiomycota, Tremellomycetes, Tremellales, Tremellaceae. Bases 504 to 2153 code for a protein of 549 amino acids. The record is from RefSeq and is a predicted model, not a curated record. The transcript has 6 exons.